AUGGACAAAUCAAAGGUAGACUACAGCGUCUACCUCGUCACCGACUCGACGCCCGCCAUCCUCGGCAACAAGGACCUCGCCGCCGUCGUCGAGGCCUCCCUCCGGGGCGGCGUCUCCAUCGUGCAGUACCGCGACAAGCACAGCGACCGCGACACCGCCGUGGCGACGGCGCGGCGGCUGCUCGAGGUGACGCGGCGGUUCGGCGUGCCGCUGCUGGUGAAUGACCGGGUGGACGUUGCGGUCGAGGUUGGCUGCGAGGGGGUGCAUAUCGGGCAGGAUGACAUGGCAUACGAAGAGGCAAGGAAACUCCUCGGCCCCGACAAAAUCAUCGGCGUCACAGCAAGCUCCAUCGAAGAAGCCCUCGCCGCAUGCAAAGCCGGCGCCGACUAUCUCGGCCUGGGCACCGUCUACUCAACUCCAACCAAAAAAGACACAAAAUCCAUCAUCGGCCCCUCCGGCAUCCGCUCCAUCCUCCAAGCCCUCUCCUCCUCAGGCCACGCCUCCAUCCCCACCGUCUGCAUCGGCGGCAUCAACGCCAGCAACGCCACCGCCGUCCUCCUCGAGUCCAGCGCCUCCCCGCAAAAGAGCCUCGACGGCAUCGCCGUCGUCAGCGCCCUCGUCGCGGCUGCGGAUCCGGCCGCCGCGGCGCGGGACCUGCUGGCCAAGGUCGUCACGGGCAGGGUCCCGGAUGUGCUGAGGGCGGUGGCGGAGGGGACGCCGCUGUCGCAUAACAUGACCAACUUGGUUGUGCAGAAUUUCGCGGCAAAUGUCGCGCUCGCCGUCGGAGCGAGCCCCAUCAUGGCCAACUACGCCGAGGAGGCGGCCGACCUGGCCAAGCUCGGCGGCGCCCUCGUCAUCAACAUGGGCACCGUGACGCCCGAGGGCUUGAAGAACCACAUCCAAGCCCUCCAAGCAUACAACGCCGCUGGCGGACCCGUCGUGCUCGAUCCCGUUGGCGCAGGCGCAACCUCCAUCCGCCGCGCCGCCGUAAAAACCCUCCUGUCCUCGGGCAGAUUCACAAUCAUCAAAGGCAACGAGCGCGAGAUCCACACCGUCGCAGGCGACUCCUCCACCGUCCAGCGCGGCGUCGACUCCUCCUCGUCGCUCACCGUCCCGCAGCGCGCCGCCCUCGCCCGCUCCGUCGCCCGCUCCACCGGCGCCGUCGUCGUCGUCACGGGCAAGACGGACGUCGUCAGCGACGGCGUGCGCGCGCUGCGCGUCGACAACGGGCACGAGUUCCUGGGCCGGGUGACGGGCACGGGGUGUACGCUUGGCACCACGCUGAGCGCCAUGGCCGCUGCGUUUAGGGGCAGGGAGCAGGAUAGGUUGCUGGCUGUGGUGGCGGGGUUGGUCUUGUUCGAGGUUGCGGCGGAGAGGGCGGGCGUGAGGAGUGAUGUCAGGGGGCCGGGGACGUUUGUGCCUGCGUUUUUGGACGAGUUGAGUGCGCUGCGGGAGGAGACUGUUGGGGGGGAUGUGAAGUGGUUGGCUGGGGCAAAGGUUGAGGCUGUUGAGGUGGUGGAGGAGUCAUGA
Molecule: messenger RNA, 1530 nt
Organism: Trichoderma citrinoviride
Lineage: Eukaryota; Fungi; Ascomycota; Sordariomycetes; Hypocreales; Hypocreaceae
Product: TMP-TENI-domain-containing protein
Exons: 5
Coding region: 1-1530 (509 amino acids)
Biological process (GO): thiamine biosynthetic process
Cellular component (GO): cytoplasm
Molecular function (GO): hydroxyethylthiazole kinase activity; magnesium ion binding; ATP binding
Source: RefSeq, a predicted model, not a curated record